AUGGACCGCAUGUUUACUAAGACCCCCAGCGUCUUCUAUGCUGCAGUGGUUACGUCAGCAAAGAACAUAAUAGACGAGUACAACAGAGGAUACUUUAGCAGGUCCAGCUUACUAGGUAUCUAUGACGUGGCCUUGCAAUAUCACAAUGCAUAUUCUUCAAACGACCCCGAGACUACCCAGCUCAGCAUAUUGCUCCCGCUAUCACACCUUCCAGAAGACACUCGCAGAAAUUUUAGCAAGGAUUGGACCAGCGUUCGGCUCUUUAGCGUAAGUGUUCAAACGGAUAUGCUGCAACUCGUGAGUGAGGGAAGUCAUCUCGGUCUCGUGAUGGUUCGGUUUGAAGGGUUUGCAGUACUGGUCUUUUGCUCUCCAUUUUCGAAGAUAACGGCAGCAGAAGUCAGGGGGAUGGUGAAGGAUGCUUACUCGAAAUGA
Giardia duodenalis is the source of this 432-nucleotide messenger RNA. RefSeq lists its product as uncharacterized. The transcript has a single exon. Lineage: Eukaryota; Fornicata; Diplomonadida; Hexamitidae. Bases 1 to 432 code for a protein of 143 amino acids. The record is from RefSeq and is a predicted model, not a curated record.